UGUCCUAGUGCACAUUUUGAGAGCGCAUUUGGAGAAAGGAGGAGGAGAUGCGGUUAGGGAGUAGGCUAAUCCAACCACAGGGUAAAAAGGGCAGUUUUAGAUGGCUCAUAUUCCGCUGUAACUGUAUUGCACCGUGACACCAGCUUUGAGCAGCGGCGGAGCACCAAACCGGACGCACCCACAGCAUCUGUACCAACACAUCACUGCUCCAGGGCACUUCUCUUCUCUCUGCAAGACUGGAUGUGGAAACAAGCGCACGGCCACUGGGAAAAAAUACUCUGAGCUGCACACGUUUACAGGGAAAUAGAUUCUGUGAUGACCGUGAGAUUCCGCAAGUAAUAUGCGCAACACUGUGGAUUGCCCUAUUUUUUUUUUCCUCUCCCUUUCUCCUUUCUGCCCAGUUGUGUUUCCUUAUUCAUUGUGCGCCCUAUGAAGAGCAUUAACUAUCCCUCCCUCCAAUCCUAUUGAAAAGGCUCCGAAAAAAACAGAGGGAGAUGAGAGCAGCAAAUCCCUUUUUUAUUCCCCUCGUAGCGCUCAAUAAGAGAAGAAUGUGUUGCCUAUCAGUCACCGAGGGGAUCAAGUCUUCGGGACUGUCCCACGCGUUCAAUGCGCCGUGCAGAGCAUCACUGAGAGAGACAGAGUGAAGAGGACUGCAGCAGCAGUAGCAUCCUGCCUGGACACUUCACAUCAUUUAGCAACCUGUCUCCACUCAAGAUCCAUUUAAGUCAAUUAGGGCUGCCUGCUUCUCUCACCUUUCAAGUCCUCGCACUGGACUGCGGCGUAACACGAUGAGGAGUCUGGCGCUGCUGUUAGGGGUGAAAGCCGCUUGCAUCCUGCUGGUGUCUUCGCUCUCGGGCACAGGGGCCGUCAACAACAGCGGCCGGUGGUGGGGUAUUGUCAAUGUGGCCUCCUCAUCCAACCUCCUCACCAAUUCCAAGAAUGUGCAGUUGGUCCUGGACCCAAGCCUGGCUCUACUGAGUCGUCGCCAGCGCCGGCUGAUUCGGCAGAAUCCUGGCAUCUUGCAUGCCAUUGCCGCUGGGCUGCACACUGCCAUAAAGGAGUGCAAGUGGCAGUUCCGCAACCGUCGCUGGAACUGCCCGACCACCCACAGCCCAGCAAUAUUUGGCAAAAUUGUCAAUCGUGGUUGCCGAGAGACAGCAUUUGUAUUUGCCAUUACCAGCGCAGGGGUGACCCAUGCUGUGGCUCGCUCCUGUUCAGAAGGGGCCAUUGAGUCAUGCACAUGCGAUUACCGCCGUAGAGGUCCUGGAGGGCCAGACUGGCACUGGGGGGGCUGCAGUGACAAUGUGGACUUUGGCCGGAUGUUCAGCCGUGAGUUUGUGGACUCAAGCGAGAGGGGCAGAGAUCUGCGCUACCUCACCAACCUACACAAUAAUGAAGCCGGCAGAAUGACUGUGUCAUCAGAGAUGCGUCAGGAGUGCAAGUGCCAUGGCAUGUCAGGCUCCUGCACCGUGCGUACCUGUUGGAUGCGCCUACCUAGCUUCCGCACAGUCGGAGACUUCUUAAAGGACCGCUUUGACGGUGCAUCCAGAGUUGUUUAUGCCAACAAAGGCAGUAACCGAGCUUCUCACCGAGCUGACCCCCGCCAUCUGGAACCUGAAAACCCAGCCCACAAACCACCGUCUGCCAUGGACCUGGUCUAUUUUGAGAAAUCACCAAACUUCUGCUCCUACAAUGGAAAAACCGGCACUUUGGGAACUUCUGGAAGAACAUGUAACAGCUCUUCUCCAGGCCUGGACGGAUGUGAGCUGCUCUGCUGUGGACGUGGGUUUAAGACUCGGACCGAGAGCGUGACCGAACGGUGCCACUGCACAUUCCACUGGUGCUGUCAUGUCAUCUGUCUGAACUGCACCAGUACACGAACUUUACACCAGUGUCUAUGAUGAUCGGUGGACAACUGUGUGAAUAUAGGCAUACGUGAGGAGCAAAGGAGAACUUCUUAGGAAACAGGUAGAUGGCUGAGAAAGCCACAAGCAAACAGGUGGUUUGAGAUAUUAGAUAGGAGCUAGAAAAGCUUCAAGGCGGGUAAACGGAUACAGGGAACUUUCUCACACAAAAAUUCAAUCAGUGUUUCUGAAAGUAGGAGAUGGAGAAAAGCACAAAUAUAUGAACAGGGUAUAGAGGGAGUGUAUGUGCUUGCUCCUUGCUUUUGAUGCUUACCAGUAUUAAGAGGGUAUUUAAACACUAAAACCAUCCAUGUAGAAUGGAUAUCAUCCACAUUCCUCAAGUGUUUACACUGUGGAUAAACAGAAAUUGAAAUAAAGGGACAAAAUGAUGUGGUGGCGAAUCGAUUGCUGUAAGCAGGUACUACUAGAACCUUCCUCUCCCCCAGUGAGGGCAGAAACUGGACACAAUGUUUCACAGAUGUUUCUGUGGCCAGAGAGCCACAAACAUGUCCUCUCAUAAACUGGUGAAGACCUCUAACAACAGGGAAGUUAUUUAAAAAAAAAAAUCUGUGUUUUGUUUUCUUUUACUGAACUUUGGCUUCUCUCACAUGAAACUGUGUGAAGUUUAUCUCCUGGGAUGGGCUGUUCCUAACUUGUGUACUUGGGCCCUGGGUGCAGCCCAACCACUUAUAAUUUCCUCACCACAUUUGCCCUUUUUAUUUAGAUUUCUCUGGAGUUGAAUACACCUCAACCCUGCCUGACUUACCGCAAGAUGGUCCUGAUGUUACACGACUGGGACCAGUACCCGCCAAGGAAAACAGAAACUGACUGAUCAAAUCUUACUGAGGCAAAGUGAUUUGAAUGUAUUAUCAAUACACUGAAUAUCAUGGCAUGACAAGAUGUAGUUUGGCAAAUCUGAGGAGUCAACAUUAAAUAAAUAAAUGAAAUGUGACCUGCAGAAACUCAGCAUGCUCCUAAAAUGAAAACCAAUGCCAUUCUGAGAUGCACAAUGCAAAA
Molecule: messenger RNA, 2921 nt
Organism: Thunnus maccoyii (southern bluefin tuna)
Lineage: Eukaryota; Metazoa; Chordata; Actinopteri; Scombriformes; Scombridae
Gene: wnt1
Product: wingless-type MMTV integration site family, member 1
Exons: 5
Coding region: 789-1901 (370 amino acids)
Biological process (GO): cell fate commitment; multicellular organism development; neuron differentiation
Cellular component (GO): extracellular region
Molecular function (GO): cytokine activity; frizzled binding
Source: RefSeq, a predicted model, not a curated record